Molecule: messenger RNA, 1144 nt
Organism: Magnolia sinica
Lineage: Eukaryota; Viridiplantae; Streptophyta; Magnoliopsida; Magnoliales; Magnoliaceae
Exons: 7
Coding region: 175-1005 (276 amino acids)
Source: RefSeq, a predicted model, not a curated record
AAUAACUCCCCAUCUCCUCCCCUAUUUUGAUUUCAGCUGAGAGAGAGAGAGAGAGAGAGUUCUCCGAAUGUCGCUCUUAGAGCCCUUACCACGAUCUUGAACUGGAUUUCCAUUCUUUAUCAUUCUAAAUGAGGGUUUUCCCUUUUGUUUGACGGAUUCAGAUCAUUUUCAGGAAUGUUGACGGGUCAUACUAUCGGUUUGAGGGAGUGUAGUGAACAAAAUGAGCUCUUACUAGCAAAUCCUGUAUCUGAGGCUGAUGACGAGGAAUCAGAAGUUUCUGCAAAAAUACUCUAUAUUGCCUCCUUUGAUGAACUUGCGAGGAACCAUGUGCAAUGUGACACAAUAAUUUGGGUCCUAAUAUCAUUACUUUUGAUUUUAGCAUGGGGAAUCGGAAUUGUUAUGCUUUUGUAUAUUCCCAUCAGAAGACAUGUUCUGAGAAAGGAUAUAGCAUCACGGAAAUUGUAUGUCACCCCAAACGAGAUAGUUUAUAAGGUUGCAAAACCUUCAUUUCUACCAUUUUGGGGGUUCACAAAGACUGAGAAGCACAUUCCACUUCCUCUUGUUAUUGACAUCAUCAUUGAACAAGGUUGCUUGCAAUCUGCAUAUGGAAUCCAUACAUUUAGGGUUGAAAGUAUUGCCCAUGGAAAAGCUGCACCCGUGGAUGAAUUACAGGUUCAAGGGGUCUCUAACCCAGGACUUUUGAAGGAGGUCAUCAUGACGGAAGCUUACGAGAGAAUAAAGGAAGGGAGAAGAAGCUGGAAGCCUGCUAUUUUCACCGGCAUGGGAGAAAUCACACCAGUCCCGGUGGCAUCUAUAACAGAGGCUCCAGCAAUUAGUAUAUCUUCUAGUCGGAAGGUGAUGACUCCACAACGCCAUAUUAUGCCUGAAGAUAGGGGUGGAAUUCCCAGUGAUUUUCUGUUACAUAAACUUGAAGAAGUCAAGCAAUCAGUUAAGAGAAUCGAAUCACUUGUUGAGGGUUCACAGGCAUUGCCUGAAAGCACCUGAAUUAAAGGUUAUUCUCAUACCAUCUUUUCUUUUUCCAACUUUUUCUUCAUUCCUGAGUAUCCGAACCUUCAUUAUAUGAAAGAAUAUGUAUCUACAAGAAAAGAUAGUAUGCAUCCUAUUUGUUUAGGGGCUGUUUGGA